Mucor mucedo is the source of this 1371-nucleotide messenger RNA. RefSeq names its product kinase-like domain-containing protein. Lineage: Eukaryota; Fungi; Mucoromycota; Mucoromycetes; Mucorales; Mucoraceae. The record is from RefSeq and is a predicted model, not a curated record. Gene Ontology annotation, biological process: protein phosphorylation. The annotation marks the transcript as partial. The transcript has 6 exons. Gene Ontology annotation, molecular function: ATP binding; protein kinase activity.
UCGAAUGCGACCAAAAGAUAUCAGACGAAAAUGUUGUUAGCAUCAUUGAUCGAGCACUUUUGUCGUGCGUAUGGUGAUACCCCGGAUGCCAACCGAAAAGUGUUUUUUCUUAUUUGUCAAACACUGCGAUCAUUGGGUAUCAUUGAUGCGGAAUUUAUGGAUGAAAUGGCUAGUGUGCGCUCUUCUUUUCAACAGGCGUUCCAUAAACUCUUCUUCACUGCCGUUCAAACCGUACGAAAUCAAGACCUUAUGCAUCCAUUCAUUCAUGGUGGUAAUUUGAGUGUACAAAACUCUCGAUAUAAUAAUGAUUUUGUCGAAAUUAGUUUGCUGGGAAAAGGAGGUUUCGCUAGUGCCUUUAGAGCUCGUAAUAAAUUAGACGGUAUUGAUUACGCAGUCAAAAAAAUUCGUUUGGGAAAUGAUAUUGAAGAUAACGGUCAGGAGGGUAAUCCAUACGAGAAAAUAUUUCGAGAAAUUAAAAACUUGGCAAGACUAGAGCAUGUCAAUGUGAUUCGAUAUUAUUCUUCUUGGCUGGAAUACGAUGAAAGCUCAAAUGACCCUACAGAUACUUCAGAUUGGGAAGACGAUACGUCAAGACAUAAGAGUUUUCUUUCUACAGACUCAAGUAGUAGUGUAUUUGGUGGUGGCUGGACUUUAUUUAUUCAGAUGCAAUUAUGUCCAACUACCUUACACGACUACAUCAAACUACGUAAUAAAAAGUUUUCUGAAACCUCAAGUUAUGGUGACCUGCUAGACAAGAAGCGCAAUAUUGAAAUAUUCUCUCAAAUCUUACAAGGCACGGCUUACAUCCAUGACCAAGGUUUAAUCCAUCGCGAUUUAAAGCCCAGCAAUAUCUUUCUCACAUGGGUGCCCAAAAUUGGUGAUUUUGGCUUAGCCGCAGAAGCCAUGGAUGAAGGAGAUGGAGUACUUGUACCUACGCCCAUGUCAUCCACACCACCCAGCCCAAAAAUACUUCCUAAAGACGAUUAUUUGGUCGAAAAGAUGAGAAAGAGUAGUGUACAUGAUGGUAGACCAAAGAGACCCAAGCCAAAGCGUACACGUACAGUGGGUGUAGGCACUCGAACUUAUGCCUCACCUGAACAAUUAGCGGUUCCAGUACAGCCGUAUGACGAAAAAGUGGAUAUCUAUUCGUUAGGCAUUAUUCUUUUUGAACUGUUCCAGCCUUUCGCCACUGGUAUGGAACGAGCAGACAGCAUCGAGAAAUUAAAACAUGGUGUAUUCCCUGAUGGUUUUUUGGAGCUGUAUCCUAAAGUUUCAGCACUGAUCAUCUGGAUGAUGGAUGAAAAGCCCCAUCAUCGACCUACAGCACAACAAUUGUUGGAGUUUGAACUAUUCUCACAUCCCGACGAUGCG